CAUAAGAGUGGAUAGACAAAAGCAUUAAUCUGUGAUAUAAAAGAGGCCCCACCCCUCAGUCAAAGCGUAGCCCCCUUCCUCCCCAUUUCCCAUCCCAACAUUUAUAUAACGAACCUCCAUUCCUCGCCACCUCUUUGCAGGGCCACUCUCAUAUACAAUUUCUCACACACACACACACACUAAAUUAAAGCAAUGGAGAUGGAGGUGAUGAUGCCCUCCCCCGCUCGCGACUUCAACUUCGACAGCGCCUCCACCACCCCCUUCAUCAGCGCCCCCUCCAGCCCCCAACGCUUCGGCUCCUUCUUCUACAGCGCCCCCACCAGCCCCUCCCGCAUCUCCGCCAACAUCCCCUUCCACUGGGAGGAGCGCCCCGGCACCCCCAAGACCGCCACCUCCUCCAACUACGGCGACGCCGCCGAUCAGGACCUCGACGACGCCGACUUCGCCUUCGACUUCAGCGGCCACCUCGAGCGCCACUCCCUCCCCGCCGACGAGCUCUUCCACGGCGGCCAGAUCAAGCCCCUCAAACCCCCGCCCCCCUUCCACUACGACCCCCACCGCCCCCCCAAAUCCCCCCGCAAGGCCUUCUCCCCCCGCCACCGCGUCAGAGACGUCGACCCCUUCGCCGCCGCCAUUGAACAAACAACCAAAAAGAACACCACCGCCGACAGAAGAGGGAGAGAGAGAAAGCAGCAGCCGCCACCAUCAUCAAGAGAGAGAAACAAGGGGUCGUCGCGAUCGCUCUCCCCCUUCCGCGUCUCCGACCUCCUCUUCGACCCCGCGGAAAACGACACCGUGAAUGAAGAAGAUAAUCCCAAAACCAAUAAUAACAACUCGAUAUUCUCUUCCUCGUUUUGGUACAAGAAGUGGAAGAUCAAAGACCUCCUGCUGUUCAGGAGCGCGUCGGAGAGCCGCGCCAAGGACAAGCAAUACUCGCAGCUGAAGAAAACCCCACGCGCCGACGACGUCAGGAACUCCAGCUUCCGAUCCACCGACAGCGCGGGCUCCGUUUCCAGCCGGAGGCCGCCGAUCUCCGCGCACGAGCUGCAUUACACGGUCAACAGGGCCUUCUCCGAGGAGAUGAGGCGGCGGACGUUGCUGCCGUACAAGCAAGGAUUGUUGGGAUGCUUAGGGUUUAAUCCCGCCGCGCCGGACAUGUCUAAGGGGAUUAGCCCCGCCACUUCUUUGCCGCGGGUCUGAAAAUUUCGAAAAAUUAAUCUCUUUUAUUUGAUUCAUCUUGUUCGUCCAUGUACACGUUCUUUUUUUUUUUUUUGGAUCAUGAUAAGUUGAUUAGGAAAUUGUUGCGGAUAGCGUAUGUAGAGGAAUAAUAAUACUUUUAUUUUUAUACAGUACUAUAUGAUAUUCAUAUGAUAUGAUGAGACGAUUCAAUUUGUACA
This is a messenger RNA of Salvia miltiorrhiza (redroot sage), 1397 nucleotides long. RefSeq lists its product as uncharacterized. The coding region runs from base 193 to 1200 and encodes 335 amino acids. The record is from RefSeq and is a predicted model, not a curated record. The transcript has a single exon. NCBI's taxonomy places the organism in Eukaryota, Viridiplantae, Streptophyta, Magnoliopsida, Lamiales, Lamiaceae.